UAGGAACCUGCAUGCACAGGGCAGGGUGUUCCCCCCACAUACUCAUGCGGACCCUGCGCUCGCUGAAUGAACAAUAGUCCUGGCGCCACGCCCCCAACUCGAACCCUGACUGGGGGGCCGCGUGAGCCGACGACACCGGGCUCCACCCCAUCCUCCGUCCGGCGCUGCCGGGCUUCAGGCCGGGAACUACCUCUCCCAGCGUGCCCGGGCUGGGAGGGGGCGUGCCCGCCGCUCCAUCCCGGAUCCCCCCUCGCUCGGCCGGCCGGGCGGUGCAGGCUGGGGAAGCGGGCACCAGGCGGAGCCAUGGCGGAGCUGAGAGUGUUUCCCCUCUCCUGCGUUGUGCAGAAAUAUGCCUGGGGGAAGAUCGGCCUGGACAGCGAAGUGGCCAAGCUGCUGGCUAGCAGUGAUCCACUGGCACAGAUUGAUCCAGACAAGCCAUAUGCUGAGCUCUGGAUGGGAACCCACCCUAGAGGCGACGCUAUUAUUCUGGAUAAUCGAAUUCCCCAGAAGACCUUAGGACAAUGGAUAGCAGAUAAUCCUGGAUGCCUGGGAUCCAAGGUCAAGGAGACCUUCCAGGGCCAGUUGCCUUUCCUGUUCAAAGUGCUGUCAGUUAACACAGCCCUGUCCAUCCAGGCCCAUCCCAACAAGGAGCUGGCAGGGAAGCUUCAUGCCCAGUUUCCCGAGCACUAUCCAGAUGCCAAUCACAAGCCAGAGAUGGCCAUUGCACUGACCCCCUUCCAGGGCAUGUGCGGCUUCCGGCCCGUGGAGGAAAUUGUGGCUUUUCUCCAGGAGGUCCCUGAGUUCCGGGCGCUGAUUGGCAACGUGGCAGCGGAGCAGCUGGAGCGCAGUGUGUGCAAUGACCCCCGAGGCGUGUCUGCUGCGCUGCGGGUCUGCUUCACCAGGAUGAUGAAGAGCGAAAAGAAGGUCUUUGUGGACCAGCUGAAUAUGCUGGUGAAGAGGAUUUCCCAGGAAGUUGCUGCGGGAAAGGACACCUCGGGGAGCAGCGGGAAGCUGCUGCUGCAGCUGCAUUCACAGUUCCCGGGAGACAUCGGCUGCUUUGCCAUUUACUUCCUGAACCUGGUGAUGCUGCAGCCAGGGGAGUCUAUGUUCUUGGGAGCCAACGAGCCUCAUGCCUACCUCUAUGGAGACUGCAUUGAAUGCAUGGCAUGCUCCGACAACACCGUGCGAGCAGGCCUGACGCCCAAAUUCAUUGACGUGCUCACUCUGUGUGAAAUGCUGAACUACACCCCAGCACCGAGCAGCUCCAAGGUCUUUGCCCCCACGCAGAGCCGCUUGGAUCCUUGUGUCUACCUCUACGACCCACCUGUGCCAGACUUCACUGUCAUGAAAAUAGAGAUUCCCUCCUCUAUUAAGCUGUACCUCAUCUCAGCCAUCGACUCUGCCAGUAUCCUGCUGGUGAUCCAAGGCACGGCCGUGGGCACCUCCACCGCUGCCAUUUCUGAAAUGACCCUGCGUCGGGGCUCAGUGCUCUUCAUCUCUGCCAACGAGAGCGUCUCCCUGCACCUGUCCUCCCUAGAUGGAAUGCUGCUCUUCCGAGCCUGCUGCCUCCUCUAGCCUGGGACACUUGGCACCUACCCUGCUGUGACUCCACUUAGAAUAGAUAGAAACUGGCCUGUGCAAACUAGACUUGCACACGAUGGGUUAGCCUGAAACUUGCCCACACACCACUGUGUCCAAACCUAAAGCAGCAGGGUCCCAAUCUGUAGAAGCAGCAACUCCAACUCCCAUCCCCUGCCUUGCCUUUCUUCAGCUCCCAGCAUUAAAUGAAGUGCUGGGGGGAAGAGUCCAUUACCUUUCCCCCUCCCAUUAUGUAACACUGUAGAGGCAGCUGCUCCAAGUGGAUACGGAGAGUAGCAGGUGAGGAGUUUCUGUAACAUAGUGCAUCCUGUAGUGCCAGCAGAGCAUUACCUGCACUGUGACAUCUGGUCCUUUUGGUCUCAAGUGGCCCAUGGAGUUGUAGCUGGGGGAACAUGGCUGGAAUUUGUAUGGUGGUAAGAUAGCUCCGAAAGGGACUCCUACCACAACUGGAAAGCACAGUACUGCAAGGGAACGCUGGUGAGUUCCUGCUCGAGGGAUGCUGUGCCUAGCUGUUGGGGGGAAGCUAUAGAAUAAGAUUGUUCAGUUGUUGCAGGAAACUCUCAGUGCUUUUUCUCCUAGCUUGUCAAUUUCCAUCCUUAGUGAUGCAGUUUCAAGCCCUGUGAAGGGUUAGCAGUGGAGGCAGACUUAGCAUGACUCAGAGGGCCAUCUUACUCUAUUAGAUGGGAGUAGGAUGUUCUCCAGCCAUAAGCAGAUCCCUGUGCUGUGCAGGGAAGAGAUGCUCCAAUGAACUCCGUUGAAAGGGUCCAUCUCAAGUGGCCUUGAUCAUCUUGCCGUCUCUUAGGGACAUGUUGUAUUUGAAAUAGGUGCUAGGUGUAAUGGAGAACUCAUGUGGCUCUCACCCCAAUCUGUCCAAAGCAUUUCCUGCAGCAGCUAGGCUGACAGUUGGGAUUGAAUCUCUGGCUUGUCCAAGUCUCCUCUGUGCCUGCCACGUGCUAGCGUUAUUGACUCAUUUUCAUGAACAGCAAGUGCAUCUGUAAACCCCUCAGCCAGCAAACCCUCUCUCCCAUAUGCCCACUUUACUGAGCCCCCUGAUCUUUGGCCUAAAGCCCUAGUCUGGAGAUAGGUAUUAGACACUCUGCAGCUGCUCGUCCAAAGGGGAUGAUAGUUAUUCCAAUGUGUGUAUGUGCCAAUUAGACACUUCUAUGGGUAGAGUGUGGAGGAGAGUCGGGUGGAGUAAGGCAGGUAGAGGGCCAGAAGUGACCAAAUAUGUUUUUGGCAAUUAGAGAAAGGGGUGUGUGUGCAAUCCUGAGCUGUGCUGGAUCAGCCAGACUCUUCAUUCGUGCCUUCCUCCGCCACUGACCACAGAAUUGCCUUGGGCUUAAACUUCCUAUCUUCAUAACAACAAAAGGAGGGGGCGCUGGGAGACUCCUCCCCUCCAAAUUCUGCCCUAGCAAGGCAAAUUCCUUAAAGCAAGACAGCAGAAGGGGGUGAACUGUGUACACUGGUAAGGGUCUAUCCUGCUCUGAAGCAGGCAUCUCAGACUAGUUGGAUGCAGAGGCUGUAGGGGCUAGGAAUUAAGAGCAAUGGUCAGCAUCAGAGCUCCUGAGUUUUAUUCCUGCUUCUGCCUCGCUGUGGGAUUGUCAGCAAGUCACUUAACUUCUGUACCUCCAUCCCAUACCCUGCAAAAUGAGACUAAGUGAUCUACCUCACAGGGGUGUUGAGGCUGCAUGGAUGAAUGUUUGAAGUGCUUGGAGCUCCUUGGCUGGAAUGUGCUAUAUGAGUAAAGUAUUAUCCUUAGCUGUCCCCCUUCCUCUCAGCCAGACUAAUCCCCACUAGCUCUGCUGCACUAGAACUGUGUUUAGAGACCUGGACCUAUUUCUGAAGGGGGAAGCUUGAAGGGUGGUUAGUUCAGUUUGCUGAACCCAACAGGUUGCUCGUUAGAUUUCAUUCGGUUACCCAUGACUCCCAUAGUCACAGGCUAGUGCUAUCAGUUAUACAGGGCCAGGCUUUCUACAGCCCAUUACUUUGUCCCAGCAAGACUGUGACACUACCAAAGCCUGGCGCUAUUUCAGUGUGCCUACAGCUAUAGAUAUUGACUUUGUGUUAUAGUCUAACAGGAGAGGUCAUCCCUACAGGGGCAGUUGGCUUAAGCUUGCAGAUGACAGUUGCUGGCAUUUUUGGUGGGAAGCAACCUGGUUGCAACAUUCCACAAGACAAGAGAUGUGCACCUACUUGUGGUGCUAAUGUUAAGGGUAGUUGAGGCUUGAUUUGUUCACAUCUUAAUGGCAGUCCUAAUGUGUAGCCCUUGAACUGUCUUUGCCCCUGGUGUGGUGACUAGGUCAGGCAGCAGCACAGUAACAUCAGUAUUAAAGAAUUCACUUUAGUUUUCCAACCCCAGAAUGAUCUGCUGGGAACACAUAGGCUGCAGCAGCCAGGCUUGUAGGGUAAGACACUUCCACAGGUGGAAUUAAUCCUUGUUCUUUCACCUGCCUGUUGCUCAUUUCAAUCUUUUAAUCAUGGAUACUCAGCCAGGGCUCUGUUCCUCUUCAGUUCCUUGUUCUGGGAGGAGUGGGGGGUUCAUCUGUCACUGAACCUAGAUUAAUCUGAUACGUACUUCCUCAGGACUUAGUCAGAAUUACACAGCAUAAAACUCCACUCCAGUGGAAUAAUCCCUUUGUUUGGCUUUAAAGAAAAACUCCUAAUUUGAUGUAAUAUUUUAGGCAAUUCCUGUGUUGAGAGGGGAGCACAGUGUUUGUUGUACAAUGAACCUGAGCUCUUAACUGGAUUCAUUCUGGAACCCGAAGGGUUAAAUAGGCUCUGCAGGGGUGGGGAAGGAAAGCUGCAGCAAGAACUGAACCCAAGGAGGAGCCAGCCUUAGGCAUAUAACCUGUGUUUAUGAACCAGUGAUGAGUGAGACUUUUCUUCCCACACACUUGGCUGUGCUGGUUUGACUGGUGCACCAGAUGCUGCUCUACCAAGAGCUAUAAAUUCAUUUAGCAGGGUGGUACGGCUGGGACAGCAGUGACAAAGAACCUUGCAGCAUGGUAUGUCAACAGUUAAGGUAUAGUCAUGGACUGGAAUGUUGUAACAAAGAGGAAUAAAUAAAGAGUCACUGCAGAAGACA
Messenger RNA from Gopherus flavomarginatus (Mexican gopher tortoise), 4684 nucleotides. It is a transcript of the gene MPI, whose product is annotated as mannose phosphate isomerase. Gene Ontology annotation, cellular component: cytosol. Lineage: Eukaryota; Metazoa; Chordata; Testudines; Testudinidae. Gene Ontology annotation, biological process: GDP-mannose biosynthetic process; carbohydrate metabolic process. The record is from RefSeq and is a predicted model, not a curated record. The coding region runs from base 67 to 1575 and encodes 502 amino acids. Gene Ontology annotation, molecular function: zinc ion binding; mannose-6-phosphate isomerase activity. The transcript is spliced from 8 exons.